ACUCGAAUUAAAUUUCCCGAAUUGAAAAAAAUUCUCAGAUCACCUUUGAAAGAUCACACUAGUGUUUUGGACUCGAGCUUCGUCUUCUUCAACAAUGCCUCUAUCUCUCCGAAUCAAUCCAUCUCCAACGGCUUUCCGUUUCUCACCGACUUCAUCUACCGGCGGCGGAUUUAUCCCCGUGAAGCAGCACUGUCGGAUCCUGAGUUCCGGCGCCGUCGCGACGAGAAUCGGGUUCUGUUCUGGUGGUGUUUUAGAUUCCGGGAAGAGGUGCGGUUCUUAUGUGGCGAGGUGUAGCUUAGAAACAGUGAAUGUCAGUGUUGGUCAGGUUACGGAGGUUGAUAAGGAUACGUUCUGGCCAAUUGUUAAAGCUGCUGGUGAUAAGAUUGUUGUUCUCGAUAUGUACACUCAGUGGUGUGGUCCUUGCAAAGUGAUUGCUCCCAAAUACAAAGAGCUAUCUGAGAAAUACCAGGAUAUGGUGUUUCUUAAGCUUGACUGCAACCAAGACAACAAGCCAUUGGCAAAGGAGCUAGGAAUUAGAGUGGUUCCGACCUUUAAGAUCUUGAAAGACAACAAAGUAGUAAAGGAAGUGACAGGGGCUAAAUAUGAUGACUUACUUGCAGCCAUUGAUGCAGCAAGGUCAGGCUGAGUCUCUCUCAAUCAGUCAUGCUGUAAAGUAUUAGAAUCAUCCUCCAUCUUAUAUGUAAUUGGUUUGGUUAUCUAUGUAUCUAACUAUCUCUUGUUUCCUUCAAUCAGAAUCUGUUUUUAAAAAUGUAUGUAUAAUAAAUAUGCUGCGAUGAUGGUUGAAUGUGGUGGUGGUUAUGCAUCAUAAAGUUCAUAACCAAAUGUUUUUGGGCUGGCUA
Camelina sativa (false flax) is the source of this 860-nucleotide messenger RNA. Its product is annotated as thioredoxin F2, chloroplastic. The record is from RefSeq and is a predicted model, not a curated record. NCBI's taxonomy places the organism in Eukaryota, Viridiplantae, Streptophyta, Magnoliopsida, Brassicales, Brassicaceae.